Paramisgurnus dabryanus is the source of this 693-nucleotide messenger RNA. NCBI's taxonomy places the organism in Eukaryota, Metazoa, Chordata, Actinopteri, Cypriniformes, Cobitidae. The record is from RefSeq and is a predicted model, not a curated record.
GCAAACAAGAGGACAACGCGCAGAAACCGGACACUGCUGGAUGUUUUCAGGCCCAGGAUGGCCCAUAAGAGAUUUGCUCAAAUUCCCAUGUCUAAGCGCAUGCGAGAACUCUGUAAAGAGGAAGAUUUUGCUUUCUUAAAAAGCCAACCAGAACAGGACCAAAGUUCAGAGGAAGGCAAAGUCCAAGAAAGUCAAAAUCCGAAGAAGCUAGAGAGGGACCACCGUCAAGAGGAGCGACAGCUGAAGGAACAAGAGAGGCAACGUGAGAUAGAAGAACAGCAGAAGGAGAAAGAAGAGAAGUGGAAAAGUCAUGUAGCCGAGCUGGCGGUCAAACGUGAGGCCAUCCACGCAAAACUGCAUAGACUACGAGAAUUCAGGGACUUUCAGAAAAAAGUUCUUCUUCAGGAUUUGGAUCCUGGCUCUACAAAUGAAACCAUCAACCAUCUCUUGAUGAGGCUGUAAUCGUGUUUAUUACACAUUAAACAAACGACUAAACUGUCUCCACCCAAUCCAUCCAAAUAUUUAAAAUGUUAACAGAGCAGCUCUAUAUGAUAUACUGCAGGUGUGGAAGAGCUCAGAUAUCUUCUGAAGAUGUGUUAAUAUUAGACUGGUGAAAGAACGUGUCUAAGAAUAACAUGAGUGAAAUCUUAUCUCUACGUCGCCUUCAAAGACGCUAACCAGAGUAAAACACUU